Molecule: messenger RNA, 1099 nt
Organism: Eptesicus fuscus (big brown bat)
Lineage: Eukaryota; Metazoa; Chordata; Mammalia; Chiroptera; Vespertilionidae
Gene: CNN1
Product: calponin 1
Exons: 7
Coding region: 70-963 (297 amino acids)
Biological process (GO): actomyosin structure organization
Molecular function (GO): actin binding
Source: RefSeq, a predicted model, not a curated record
AGAGCCUCAGCUGCUGCAGCGUCCUCAGAGCCACCGUCACCACUGCCACCACUGCCACCACCGGCCAGCAUGUCCUCUGCCCAUUUCAACCGAGGCCCCGCCUACGGUCUGUCAGCCGAGGUCAAGAACAAGCUGGCCCAGAAGUACGACCUCCAGCGGGAACAGGAGCUGCGCGAGUGGAUUGAGGGGGUGACAGGACGCCGCAUAGGCACCAACUUCAUGGACGGCCUCAAAGAUGGCAUCAUUCUCUGCGAGUUCAUCAAUAAGCUCCAGCCAGGCUCCGUGAAGAAGGUCAAUGAAUCGACACAAAAUUGGCACCAGCUGGAGAACAUAGGCAACUUCAUCAAAGCCAUCACCAAGUACGGGGUGAGGCCCCACGACAUCUUUGAGGCCAAUGACCUGUUCGAGAACACCAACUACACCCAGGUGCAGUCCACCCUCCUGGCCCUGGCCAGCAUGGCCAAGACGAAAGGGAAUAAGGUGAAUGUGGGUGUGAAGUAUGCAGAGAAGCAGGAGCGGAAAUUUGAGCCUGAGAAGCUUCGAGAAGGGCGGAACAUCAUUGGGCUGCAGAUGGGCACCAACAAGUUUGCCAGCCAGCAGGGCAUGACGGCCUAUGGUACCCGGCGCCACCUCUACGACCCCAAGCUGGGCACGGACCAACCCCUGGACCAGGCCACCAUCAGCCUGCAGAUGGGCACCAACAAGGGAGCCAGCCAGGCCGGCAUGACGGCUCCCGGGACCAAGCGGCAGAUCUUCGAGCCGGGGCUGGGCAUGGAGCACUGCGAUACUCUCAACGUCAGCCUGCAGAUGGGCAGCAAUAAGGGGGCCUCACAGCGGGGCAUGACGGUGUAUGGGCUGCCGCGCCAGGUUUAUGACCCCAAGUACUGCCUGACGCCCGAGUACCCGGAGCUGGGCGAGGCUGCCCACAACCACCACCCACACAACUACUACAAUUCUGCCUAGGGCCCUGGGCCUCCCGCCUUCCCCCCAGGGAGGCUGGCUGCUGCUCGGCAGGGCCUAGCCCGGCCCCGCUAACCCCUGCCCCCUGCAUGGCGCCCUCCAGCCCCUGGCACCUGCCUACAGGGUUAGCAUUGGGGGG